AUGAAGUUCUUCACCGGUCUCACCCUCCUCGCCUCCCUCGUGAGCGCUAGCCCUCUCGACAUCUUUAGCAGGGCCGAAACGAAGGACGAACCGCUCCAGGCCAAGCUUAUCCGCGGCGCCGGCAACACGCUGGUCAAGAUCGCCCUGACCAACUCGGGCAAAUCGGCCAUCAAGUGCUUCGUUCCCGGUACCAUCUUGGACAAGGCCGCCGUUGAAAAGGUGUCCGUUUACGCCAACAACACCCAACUGCCCUUUGACGGUGUGCGGCUGCGUAUUGCCCCGCAGAACCUCCAGACGGAUGCCUCCUUCCAGACGAUCCGGCGCGGCCAGACCGUUGAGAUCAAGUUCGACUUUGGAGAGAUGCACGACCUCGGCGACGCUGGCGUCCUGCAGCUCGCGGUCAGCGGCGGCAUCCCCUACGCCAAGGAGGGCACGACCGAGAUCAUCGGCUCCAUCCCCAUCAACAGCAACACGCUCACGGUCAAGGACGUUGACGCCAAGAAGGCGGCCCUCACCCGCAUGGCCUUCCACCAGUCCAUCAAGCGCACCCUCGUCCAGGCCGACUGCAAGGGUGACCAGAACAAGACGGUCAACACAGCGCUCAUCACCUGCGCGAGGCUCGCCCGCCAAGCGGCCAACGCCACCAAGGACGACGCGAGGAUGAAGGAGUACUUCAAGGAUGCCUCGCAGGCCGUUAAGACCAACGUCACCGACGUCUUCAAUAAGGUCGCGAAAGAGUGCAACAGCCGCAGCCGGGGCGUCUCCAUGCAGUACUGCAGCGACAUGUACAAGUCGUGCUCGCCCGGCGUCCUGGCCUACACGGUCCCCGCGCUUAACUACAUGGUCAACUGCCCUCUCUACUUCACCGCGCUACCGCCUCUCUCCACCAACUGCCACGCACAGGAUCAGGCCAGCACAACCCUUCACGAGAUGACCCACCUGAUCCAGAUGAAGGGAACUCUCGACUACGGAGUCUACGGCUACGAUGCGAUGAAGACGCUCGUCGCAGCCCAGAACCAGAACCACGCAGAUACUUACUGCCUAUUCGCCAAUGCCGUCAACGUUGGCAAGACCUGCUAG
Messenger RNA from Colletotrichum spaethianum, 1080 nucleotides. Its product is annotated as neutral protease 2. The record is from RefSeq and is a predicted model, not a curated record. Gene Ontology annotation, biological process: proteolysis. The transcript has 4 exons. Gene Ontology annotation, molecular function: metalloendopeptidase activity. NCBI's taxonomy places the organism in Eukaryota, Fungi, Ascomycota, Sordariomycetes, Glomerellales, Glomerellaceae. Bases 1 to 1080 code for a protein of 359 amino acids.